AUGCGUCAGACUUUGACAUUGGUGUUGAUCGGAUUACUGGCUUUUACAGCGACAGCCAAGGCAAAAGAGCAGGCUGUUAGCUAUGCGUCGGCUGGGAGCGAGGAUAUUUAUUUCCAGCCCAGAAGCAUCGAGGAACAGUUCGAUGAAUCUGAUGGCUACGACGGCGAUGAUGAUGAUGAUGAUCAGGGAGAGGGAGAGGAGGAGGAGGAACUUGAGGUGAAGCGUGGCGACAACAUCGAAGCCAUUGGUGAGGAUGCCAACAGCUGUGAGUACAGCUGUCCACGUUAUUAUCGUCCAGUUUGUGUGCUCCGCAAUGGCCAACCGAUCACCUAUGCCACGCCCUGCGAGUACCACAAUCAGCUGCGUUGCACCAAUGUGGCACGAAGAGUGGCAAAAACAGCAGCAGCAGUGGCAAAGCUUCCCAGCUUCGAGUUAAUGUACAACACUGCGUGCAGAGAUUGA
This is a messenger RNA of Drosophila nasuta, 462 nucleotides long. RefSeq lists its product as uncharacterized. The coding region runs from base 1 to 462 and encodes 153 amino acids. NCBI's taxonomy places the organism in Eukaryota, Metazoa, Arthropoda, Insecta, Diptera, Drosophilidae. Gene Ontology annotation, molecular function: protein binding. The record is from RefSeq and is a predicted model, not a curated record. The transcript has a single exon.